Anopheles marshallii is the source of this 771-nucleotide messenger RNA. RefSeq lists its product as uncharacterized. The transcript is spliced from 4 exons. NCBI's taxonomy places the organism in Eukaryota, Metazoa, Arthropoda, Insecta, Diptera, Culicidae. Gene Ontology annotation, molecular function: chitin binding. The record is from RefSeq and is a predicted model, not a curated record. The coding region runs from base 1 to 771 and encodes 256 amino acids. Gene Ontology annotation, cellular component: extracellular region.
AUGUUGUGGCAACGCAUAGUUUGGUGCUGUGUUUUAAUGUGUGUUAAGGAGGCAGUUUCGAUGAGCUUAUUUGUGGUUUCCAGCUCACGCGUCGCGAGUGAUAAGUGUGAUUCCGGAAAACGGCAAGGUUGCGCUGAUUGUCGUACGGUGAACAUUUGUAGCUACGAUCAAACAGUUCUCACUAGCUACAAAUGUCAAGAUGUAGAACCAGAUAAACCUUACUGUACCGGAGACGGUAUCUGUUCAGCGGAAUAUGAAGCAGAGAGUACAUGCGGUAUGGCAGACGAUCUGUGUCCCCCGAUAAAGGCUGGAUUUUAUCCAGAUCCUGCUAAUUGCACCCAGUAUAUAUACUGCGACGAGAAACAGGUAUCCACAUCUGUGAGUUGUUUGGCAGCGAAUAAUGCCUACAAUCAUUCGUCCUCAUCGUGCUUUCUACGCAAAACGUUGGAUGACUGUUACCAAGUCAAUUGUGAUUUGUUGUUGAAUCGCAACAAGUGGUUCGUCUAUAAACCGUUUCCUCAGCUUUAUUUCUUUUGCUCGAGCAGCGGUUUACCGGUAAUGUUCGAAUGUCCCCGGGAAUCGGAUGUGUAUGAUGUAAAACUGCAACGAUGCAAGUUUGAAUGCCGAGAGAGUGGCCGUUUCCCGUAUCCGGAAGAUAACAAAAGGUACUACGAAUGUGUCUACGUCACACCGUUCAAGCUGGAAUUGUUCGAGCAGCGAUGCCCUUUGCAGCUAACGUAUGACGAAGAGAGGAAAAUAUGCAAACUAUAA